This is a messenger RNA of Pterocles gutturalis (yellow-throated sandgrouse), 1049 nucleotides long. RefSeq names its product transcription factor SOX-3-like. The record is from RefSeq and is a predicted model, not a curated record. Gene Ontology annotation, molecular function: DNA-binding transcription factor activity, RNA polymerase II-specific; RNA polymerase II cis-regulatory region sequence-specific DNA binding. NCBI's taxonomy places the organism in Eukaryota, Metazoa, Chordata, Aves, Pterocliformes, Pteroclidae. The transcript has a single exon. Gene Ontology annotation, biological process: regulation of DNA-templated transcription; anatomical structure morphogenesis; cell differentiation. The annotation marks the transcript as partial.
AUGAAGGAGUAUCCGGAUUACAAAUACCGGCCCCGAAGGAAGACCAAGACCUUGCUGAAGAAGGACAAAUACUCGCUGCCCGGCAAUCUGCUGGCCCCGGGAGGGGGCAACGCGGUAAGCAGCCCCGUCGGGGUGGGGCAGAGGAUUGACACUUAUGCCCACAUGAACGGCUGGACCAACGGGGCUUACUCGCUGAUGCAAGACCAGCUGGGCUACAGCCAGCACCCGGGCAUGAACAGCCCCCAGCUGCAGCAGAUGCACCGCUACGACAUGACGGGUCUGCAGUACAGCCCCAUGAUGUCCACGGCCCAGACCUACAUGAACGCCGCCUCCACCUACAGCAUGUCCCCCGCUGCCUACGGCCAGCAGCCCUCCACGGCCAUGAGCCUGGGCUCCAUGGGCUCGGUGGUGAAAUCCGAGCCCAGCUCACCGCCUCCGGCCAUCGCUUCCCACUCGCAGAGGGCCUGCCUGGGAGACCUGCGGGAUAUGAUCAGCAUGUACCUGCCCCCCGGGGGGGAUGCCACAGACCCUUCCGCCCUGCAGGGCAGCAGGUUACACAGCGUCCACCAGCACUACCAGAGUGCCGGGACUGGCGUGAAUGGUACCGUACCACUAACUCACAUAUAAACUUGGCUGCUCGGGCGGCUCCCCGUCUUAAUCCCUAACCCCACCACCGCUCCUGACUACACUGGGAUGUACGGCAGUGUUGCUCCGCUUAGCAGACUUAAAUAUUAACUUUGGAGAAAUUUUGAAAAGGAAAUCCGUUAGUUGUGUCAUUUUUUUUUUGUACAAAAAAUAUUUGAGCAAGCUGUUAUUUUAAUAGAGCACAACUCUUGCCUCCUAGAAGCCGCUGUGAAGUUUUUAAACCACAGCAACUUCUUUCCUGGUUUCUGCUAGGUUGGGCACUGUUUUAUUCGCUUAAAAGUUUUUACAAUAUCUUUCAUCUUCCAGUUUGAUUUCUAGCGUUGCAAUAUUAAAAAAAAAAAAACCAACCAGCGGGCUUUUGUUUUUAAACUCGGUUGUUAAUCUUAUCGUUGUGGUUUAAGUGU